GUUGCAGUGACCGGUUCGAUUUUACAUCGUCCGUCUUUCCUGGUCGUCGAGAAGGGUGGCUGCCCAUCCCGCUGGCUUUCUGGCAGCGCCAUGGCAGAGCUGGAGAGCCUGGAGUUCGGCAAAGCAGAUUUCGUGCUUCUCGACACCGUGUCUAUGCCGGAGUUCAUGGCCAAUCUCCGGUUGAGGUUUGAAAAAGGACGGAUCUACACAUUUAUUGGGGAAGUAGUUGUUUCUGUAAAUCCUUACAAGAAUUUGAAUAUCUAUGGCCGUGAUACAGUUGAGCAGUAUAAAGGGCGUGAGUUGUAUGAGAGGCCACCUCAUCUCUUUGCCAUCGCAGAUGCAGCAUAUAAAGCCAUGAAGAGGCGAUCAAAGGACACAUGCAUUGUAAUAUCAGGGGAAAGCGGAGCAGGUAAAACAGAAGCCAGUAAAUACAUUAUGCAGUACAUAGCUGCCAUUACCAAUCAGAGUCAGAGAGCCGAAGUUGAAAGGGUGAAGAACAUGCUGCUGAAAUCCAACUGUGUUCUGGAAGCUUUUGGCAAUGCGAAAACUAACCGUAAUGACAACUCCAGCCGCUUUGGAAAAUAUAUGGAUAUCAAUUUUGAUUUCAAAGGAGACCCCAUAGGUGGACAUAUCAAUAAUUACUUGCUGGAAAAGUCCCGGGUAAUUGUACAGCAGCUAGGAGAAAGAAACUUUCACUCCUUCUACCAGCUUCUUCAAGGAGGCUCUGAGCAGCUUCUGCGAUCUUUAUAUCUACAUAAAGAUUUAUCUGCAUACAGCUAUAUUAGUACUGGAGUACAACCAAAGUGUGCCAUUAAUGACAGUGCAGAUUUUAAAGCUGUUGCUGAUGCGAUGAAAGUGAUUGGGUUUGGACCAGAAGAGAUUCAAACAGUGUACAAAAUCCUUGCUGCCAUUCUGCAUUUGGGCAACUUGAAAUUUUCUGUGGAUGGAGAAACACCAAUGAUUGAAAAUAGCAAGCUAGUAUCUGUCAUUGCGGAUCUGCUCUCGACUAAAGCUGAUAUGGUAGAAAAGACCCUGCUUUUUCGAACUGUAGCUACUGGUCGUGAUAUCAUUGAUAAGCAACACACAGAGCAGGAAGCCACUUAUGGCAAAAAUGCAUUUGCAAAGGCAAUAUAUGAACGCCUUUUCUGCUGGAUUGUGAUGCAUAUCAAUGAUGGGAUUGCAGUGAAAGAUUACAACAGCACCGUUCAUGGCAAAAACACAGUGAUUGGAGUUCUUGAUAUCUAUGGCUUUGAGAUCUUUGACAAUAACAGUUUUGAACAAUUCUGCAUUAACUACUGCAAUGAGAAGUUGCAACAGCUCUUCAUUCAACUUGUUUUGAGGCAAGAACAGGAAGAAUAUCAGCGAGAGGGGAUUCCUUGGAAGCACAUUGACUACUUCAACAACCAGAUUAUUGUUGAUCUUGUGGAGCUGCAACAUAAGGGAAUCAUAGCCAAUUUGGAUGAUGCGUGCAUGAAUGUUGGAAAAGUCACAGAUGAAAUGUUCCUGGAGGCUCUUAAUAAGAAGUUGGGCAAGCAUGCUCACUUUUCCAGCAGAAAGCUUUGUGCUACGGAUAAAAACCUGGAAUUUGAUAGAGACUUUCGGAUUAAGCAUUAUGCAGGAGACGUUAUUUAUUCAGUCACAGGAUUCAUUGAUAAAAAUAAGGACACUUUAUUUCAAGACUUCAAGCGUUUGAUGUAUAACAGUUCCAACCCAGUGCUGAAAAAAAUGUGGCCAGAAGGCAAACUGAGUAUAACAGAAGUGACCAAGCGGCCAUUGACUGCUGCUACACUUUUUAAGAACUCAAUGGUUGCCUUAGUGGACAACUUAGCAUCCAAGGAGCCAUACUAUGUCCGUUGCAUUAAACCCAAUGACAAGAAGUCACCGCAGCUGUUUGAUGAAGAAAGAUGCAAGCAUCAAGUUGAGUAUCUUGGACUUCUGGAAAAUGUAAGAGUACGACGGGCAGGAUAUGCCUAUCGCCAAACAUAUGAAAAAUUUCUUCACAGGUACAAAAUAAUUCCUGAAUUUACUUGGCCAAAUCACAAACUACCAUCUGACAAAGAGGCUGUGAAGAAAUUGAUUGAGCACUGUGGGUUUCAAGAUGAUGUGGCAUAUGGAAAGACAAAGAUUUUUAUUCGCACGCCACGAACACUCUUCACGUUGGAAGAAAUGCAUGCCAAGAUGCUUGAAUGGGUGGUUCUCUUUCUACAAAAGGUUUGGAGAGGUACAUUAGCUCGACUCCAAUACAAGAGGACCCGAGCUUCCCUGAAGAUUAUAAAAUGUUAUCGUCGAUACAAAGUAAAGUCUUAUAUCUGUGAAGUUGCCCGACGAUUUCAAAAUGUGAAGUCUAUGAAAGAUUAUGGGAAGCAUGUGAAAUGGCCUAAUCCUCCAAAAGUUUUACGACGGUUUGAAGAAGCUCUACAGGCAAUCUAUUACAGAUGGAGAGCACAUGAACUAAUCAAAAGUAUCCCACCCAAAGAUUUGCCACAAAUCAAGGCAAAAGUGGCAGCAUUGGAGUUGCUUAAGGGCCAUCGAGGGGACAUUGGAUUACAAAGGAACUGGCAGGGCAACUACCUUGCUUUGAAUCCUGGUAAUUCUCAGGCUAUGGGUUCAUUCACCUCUGUUACUUCUGAGUUGCAACGCAAGGACAAGUUCAUGAGAAUUCUUUUCUCAUCUCAAGUUCGUAAGAUAAACCGCUUCAAUAAGGUAGAAGAUCGAGCUAUUUUUAUAACUGACAGGCAUCUUUAUAAGAUGGACCCUAUAAAGUACUACAAAGUGAUGAAAACUAUCCCACUGUAUAAUCUAACAGGACUGAGUGUCUCUAAUGGAAAGGAUCAGCUUGUGGUUUUCCAUACAAAAGACAACAAAGAUCUAAUUGUUUGCCUUGUCAAUAUGCAUUCACUUAAUGAAAACAGAAUUGGGGAGCUGAUUGGAGUCAUGGCAGAUCACUUCAAAAGUGAAAACCGUCAUCUGCAAGUAAACAUCACUAACCCUGUCCAGUGCAGCAUGCAUGGGCGAAAAUGCAGCAUCUCAGUGAAAACCAAAAUUAACCAAUCAGAGCCAAACUUCAUCAAGGAUCGAACAGGUUUCAUCCUCUGGGUUCCUGAGAAUUAAUUUUACUCUUGUCACUAAGCAUCCUUCCACAGUCUACUGAUGUCUUCAAACUUAGUGCCUUAAGUUUUAUGGAGGGAAGAGUAUGAAAGUAUUGGUCUGCAACACAAAUCUAGACAUUAUUAAUGAAUUGAGAACUUGAAAUGCUUCCUCCAUUAAGCCAACUAUGAUUUUAAAUUAUUGUAUGAUCCAUUGUGUACCAAAGUAGCUUUUAUUAAUGAAUUCUCCAGAUAUAUAAAAUUAUUGUAGAGCUAAUAGUUGAGACUGCAAUAGAGGAACCAAACGUUUGUAUGAGAAGAAACAGAAGGACUCACUCUGGAUUUACAAACACCAAAUCUUAAUUUAUAAAUGGGAGCUAUAUUUGGGGGAAAGAGAUUUUCUAUAAGAUAGUUACAAGAGGCUGGAAAUUAUUUCCCUGAAAGCUACUCCAUCCCUUCAGUCUUUUUUCCAAGGAAGUUUCCUUUGACACUCUGUGUGUAUUUAGGUUGGGGAUUCAUUGUUUUGUUGGGUGGGUCCUAUUGUGCAACUCAAAGGCUUGUUGAACUUAUACUGUAUUUUUAUAUAAUCUCUUGGUGGGUCUGUCUUUUAACGUAAACCGGAGACUGUGAGUUCUAAUUCCACCUUAGCCAUGAA
This is a messenger RNA of Pseudonaja textilis, 3741 nucleotides long. RefSeq names its product myosin ID (gene MYO1D). Gene Ontology annotation, molecular function: actin filament binding; microfilament motor activity; ATP binding. The record is from RefSeq and is a predicted model, not a curated record. Gene Ontology annotation, biological process: actin filament organization; endocytosis; actin filament-based movement. Gene Ontology annotation, cellular component: myosin complex; cytoplasm; plasma membrane. NCBI's taxonomy places the organism in Eukaryota, Metazoa, Chordata, Lepidosauria, Squamata, Elapidae.